Messenger RNA from Pelodiscus sinensis (Chinese soft-shelled turtle), 2360 nucleotides. The record is from RefSeq and is a predicted model, not a curated record. Lineage: Eukaryota; Metazoa; Chordata; Testudines; Trionychidae.
GAGCAGCAUAAACACUAGUUGGUUGGAUGCUGCAGCUGUAGCUGUGGGGAACAAGAUGCACAGGAAGCUUGGUCCUGGCAGUGGAGACGACCCACACAGAGCCCUGUCCACAUCCCCUGCCCCAUCCCGACUCCUACAAAGAUUUCUUCAUCCCUGUACAACAAGAUCAGGAGUUGCCGAGUGCAGCAAAAGCAGCAAGAAAUAUCCUUGGCAAUUGUAGCAGUUUCUCUUGGCAAGAUCGGUUGAUGCAUUGGGACCACACAGAUAUACAAGGACUUCAAGCAUAGAAAAAAAGCGGACAAAGCGCACUCUGAAAAAAGAAGCAGAAUGGGCUGUGGCAAAAACAGUGGGCUGCUCACUGGGGCGAUCCUUGGUGCAGUGCUGGCUAUAUUUGGAGGUGCCCUCAUACCACUUGGAGAUCACAUUAUUAACAAGACAAUAAGAAAGCAAGAUGUCAUUGAAAAUGGUACAAUAGCUUAUGAAAACUGGGUGGUGCCAGGGAGUCCCAUUUACAGGCAGUUUUGGUUCUAUGAUGUGCAAAACCCACAGGAAGUGAUGCAGAAUGGCUCCCGGCCAAUACUCAGACAAAUUGGACCCUACACAUACAGGAUGCGAUAUUUACCCAAAGAAAAUAUCACUCAACAUCCUGACAACACAGUGUCUUAUAUGCUGCCAAAUGUUGCUAUCUUCGAGCCUGAUAUGUCAGUUGGGUCAGAAAAUGACACCUUUACAUGCAUCAAUCUCGCUGUUGUUGCUGCACCCGCCCUGUAUACAAACUCAUUUGUACAGAUACUGAUGAAUACCUUGAUCAAGUCAUCUAAAUCGCACAUGCUACAAACCAGAAGCGUGAAAGAAAUUCUUUGGGGUUACGAAGACCCCUUCUUAAAAAAAGUACCAAUUUCUAUGGAGCGAAGAGUUGGUGUUUUCUACCCGUAUAAUGGCACAUCUGAUGGACUGUACAGAGUCUUUAAUGGGAAAGAUGACAUAAGCAAAACUGCAAUAAUUCAAUCCUAUAAAAACAAAAGCACGCUUUCCAUCUGGAAAGGCCAGUGUGACAUGAUCAAUGGAACAGAUGGUGCAUCAUUUCCUCCUUUUGUAAAGAAGAACCAGAUCCUGCGCUUCUUUUCCUCUGAUAUUUGCAGAUCUAUCUAUGGCAUAUUUGAGAGCGAGCAGAUUGUGAAGGAAAUUCCCCUGUAUCGUUUUACAGUACCUCGUGCAGCAUUUGCGUCUCCCCUUGAAAGCCCAGAAAAUAUUUGCUUCUGCACAGAAAAGGAUUUCUCAAAAAAUUGCACAUCAGCUGGAGCCCUGAACAUUAGUGCCUGUAAAGAAGGAAAACCAGUGUUUAUUACACUUCCCCAUUUUCUGUAUGCAAGUGAAGAUGUGUCCAACCAUACUGAAGGACUGAGUCCAAAUAAGGAUGAACACGAGACCUUUUUAGAUAUAGAGCCUACCACUGGGUUUACAUUACGAUUUGCCAAAAGGCUGCAAGUAAACUUACUGGUGAAGCGUGAACCAAAAAUUGAUGCUUUAUCAAAAAUUAAAGAAUCCUACAUCUUCCCUAUUCUUUGGCUGAAUGAGACGGCGACUAUUGAUGAUGAGAAAGCAACAAUGUUCAGAUCGAAAGUGAUCUCUCCGAUGAAGCUGCUGAGUUUGCUGCAAGUGGUGCUGAUCAUAGUCGGUUCUGUGAUGUUCCUAGCAUUCAUAGUCUCAUAUUUCAUUUGCCAAUCAAAUAAAUCAAGUGACAAAGGAGUUUCCAUGUAGGCAAUAGUUACUUCCAAUUUCAAACAAGAAGUUUGUACAAUUCAGUGGCAGAAAAAUCUGGUCUCGUGACAGUGUUUAUACACAUUAAAACCCUAUGGAAUUAAUGUAUCUUUCCUUUUUGUGAAGAACAUACAGAAUCCAACUUCUUAUCCAGCAACUCCUUGAUAUUUCAAAAGGCUCGUUUUUACUGCCUUCAUAAAGAGGCCACCACAAAAUCAUAAUCUGAAACCACUAUUGUGGUACCACCCUCAAUUACAAAUAACAUAUUUGCAGAUGAAGACUGAAAUCCAGUUUGGAAUCCAGCCUACAUACUCCCAUUUAUAUGACUUGCUGGUAUGCUUCUCUGGGGACUGUGAGAAUAGAAGUAAAAGCCAGUGACUGAUCUGGUUCCAAGAACACAGGAUGGUGACCUCACAAAGAUCAUGCAGUUUUCUAGAACUUACAUGCAGUAUUUUUUUUCCUCACAAGCAAUGGAUGUUCUUGCAAUAAAACUGCUCUCCUCUCUUCAGAGAUGUGAAUUAUAAUGACUAUCAAGUUUAUUGUGUAAAGUGGUUAACCAUAAUAUCUGAAUGUCAAUAAAGGCUUUCUGAGAAGCUUUA